UAGGUGGUCAGUUCACUCGACAGAUUGCAGGUGUCUUUCCAACACUGUUUGAUUGUAGAAUUCUGAGAAGAAAGUAUACAAGGAUGGAAGAAAUACAUGAAAACUAGCAUGUGGAGGCUGGACUGCCAAAGCCACUGUUGGAGGAUUCUAAAAGACUUGUCUAACCAGCUUCGGAGAUCCUUACCUAUGGAUUUACACGUUGGCCUUACCUUUUCCUCCUGACUAUUUUGUUUCUUCAGCAAAAGAUAAGUUUUUCUUGAAUAUAAUUUUAAUGCAAAAAUGGGCUGCUCUCCAUCCAAAGGGAAGUUAUUUUCAAAGCCAGAAGGCCCACAAUCUCUAAAGGCGCUGGUGGCUGAAGCCUCACAGGAUGGUAAUGAUUCUAGACCUGUAGAGGAGGAGAGCAAUUUUUUGAAGACUGAUGAGAAAGAAAAUGAACCUCCACUACCUACCGAAGAACCUCCUAUGGAAGAGACUGCAUGGUCUCAGUUGGCCUCCAAUACAACAGCUGCCCAAAAUGCAGAGGAAAUUAAAGGAACAGAGGUGAAUGUGACAUCCCAAGAGAUAGUCAAUGAGGUUGUGCAAACAGAUAAGAUUAAAAGGACAGAGAAAAGAAAGAAAAAUAAAGGCAAGAGAAGGUUCGAAAAGCAGAGGUCCUCUAUUCUUCAGGCAAAGGUAGACUUCCCACCACACAUGGUGAGGGCUCACCAGGCAGCCUAUGCCUUUCUGAACCCAAAUAUCUCCAAAUAUGAGACACUGUUAGGCCUGCUGGACCAAGCAGCCCAGACACAGUUGUCCCUUCAGCCCAUGAUGACUGCUUUUGUGUUGCGCUUUGAGGAGAUCAAUCAGGCCCUAGAGGAGAUGGCAGAGGAGGGGGAGCUGAUGUUGAAGGAGCAUGGGGACUACAUGGCCUUGCCUUCUGGUAUGAGGGGCCAAGCUGUUAUGCAAGCUAAACCUAGCAUGGCCACAGCCAGCCCCCCUGAUCCACCUCCAGAUCUGUUACAGCAACUUCUUCAGCAUUCAACAGAGAAAAUUAGGCUUGUGGGGGGUUCGGUCCAGGUACUGGGUGACACCACGCUUCAGGACGCAGUGGAGUACUUUUCUUCUGUUUCUAAGCUGCUAGUUGAGAAACUGCAGGCGAAGCAGGUAGCGGAACAGAGGUUGACUCAAGUGCUGGCACUGGUAGAGGGGGCUGCAUUGAGGAAGUCUAACCCAGAGGAUUCAGCACUGCACAGUGAGGACAGUGGGAUUGGGGGGGAAAACGAGAGUCUGACAGGGUCUGAGAGGCACCGCCACCACCGAGGGAGUGCUGGAUCUGGAAGUUGUGGCUCUGGAAUUAACAUUCGUGGUGCAUUUGAUACUAUGCCCAGUAAUUCACCCAACCUGGAAGGCCAUAAUGAAGAUGAUGAAGAGGACGAGGAGGAAGACGAUGAUGAUGAUGAUGAAGAGUAUGAAGAUAAUGAAGGUGAUAGGCCUCAGAAGAAGAGGUCAAAUUCUUCCCCACCAGAUCCCAGUCAACCUAUUCUCUACAUGCAGGAUCAGCAGUCUACAGUCGGACGUCCCCGGACUGCUGUCACUGCAACCAAACCUGAACACUCCUCAUCCACUAGAUGUGUAAACAUAAUGAUGGAGCUACAAAACAGCCAGAGGGACUUGGAUCAGCGAAUGAAAAAGAUGACUGAAACCCGAGGAUACAAAGAAUUAGCAGGACCUCAUUAUAACCUGUAUAGGGCGGGACUAAGACGGCAUUCAUUAAGUGGAUCAACAGGUUCACAAAAAGGCCCCCUUAGAGCAAAUCAGUCACCUUGUUCCUUACCAGCUUUAACACCCCAACCACCUAAGCGCCAGUCAGUCAGAAGGCUGAUAAAUACCUUUAGCCAAGGGGUUGAUGGUAGACCAGGGCAGAGCCUAGAUAAUAUUCCACCUCAUAUCAGGAGGCCCAGGAAAAGUGGGAUCCUUCUGUCAUCUGGCACACUAAAUGUUAAUGAGGGGGGUUUAGUCAUCAAUGGCAACAAUAACAACAACAGCUGGCCUGACAGCAGGGAUGACCUGGAUGUAGAAAACUUACCACCUCCACCCCCAGAGGUUCUGAUGGACAAUUCCUUCCAGAGUACUGAGGGCAUACCAGGAAAUGAGGGAAGGUCAAAGGAAGAUUCAGUUCGAAGUCUCCCAAUGAUAAAUCAAAACACCGGGGUCUCCCAGCGCCUGAAGGCAUCCCUGCAAAAUGUUGAAGUACUGCCAAGCCGUGCCAGCAUAAAACCAAGAUCUAUCACUAUCUUGCCUGCCCGCCCUGUCAGGCAGGGUGCAGUUAUGGAGGUGCCAGAUACAGAACAGCAACAAGAAACUGAUCUGGAUCCUGAAAUGGAGAAGGCUAACUCUCUCUACCAACAGGCACGUAAGAUCAUUCACCUGUGCAAUGCAGCAGAAACUGCUGACAAGAGAAAUAUUGCAGAACUAAGUAGCAGAGGACCUUUACCCCCUCAAGCCAGGAUGGGCCAGAGAUGUGAAAGCAAUGAAUUUUAUGAGUCUGAGAUGUCCUCUCCCAGCCUGCCUGUGACAGCACCACCUGUCUCUAGAGUCCGCCUACCACCAUCUUGUCCCUCUGUGUGCCACAGAUUUCCAAGCCCUCCUGUGCUCAGACCUCAGACCACCUCUAGGCCCUCAUCUCGCCCAGGUUCUCCGAAAACAGUGACACGUGCCACAGAUAACAACACCGAAGAGAUCAUUCCAUCUGUGUCCUUUAAAGAUGCCCGUUCAGUCUUCUGUCUAAAAGAGUCUCAAAACUCUCAGAACUGCAUUUCCUCUGGAAGUUCUAUUCUUCCCAGACCAUGGGGAGAGACCUCCCGAGGCAGGCUACCAAUGAGGAGGAUAGACAGCUCUACCCGUCGCACCCAAUCAGAACAGAGGCCUAGUUCGACUUCCCAUUCAGAGCCUCCCAAAGCUGGCAGCUCAGCCUCUAGCCAGGCCAAUGAGAGUGAGUCUGUUACCACAAAAUAUAGGCCAGGCAGCCCUCUGAUGAGAGGAGACAACGCCCAGUUGGAUCCAAGUGCCACUGUGACGACAGCCUAGAGCCCGGCUGUGAUUGGCCAGGGUUUCUAAAGUGAAAUGUGAGGAGGGAAGGGAAUGGAAUGGAGAAAGGGAUUAUGGAUUAGCAGGAUUGUGAGGUUUAGCCCCUUUCUUUUUUCUUUCCUUUUCUGACUAAAGGAUUUUGUUCCAAGUGUGGGUUUUAGAUACAUCUAUAAUAUUCAUUCAAGCGGUUUUAAGCACAUGAACAUUUUAAUUUACUUCUGAAAACAUUGUCAGAAGAAUUCAUCUGUAUCAGUUUUUAGAAGUGCGUACUUAAUUUAAACUGAAUGUUGAAUCUAUAAUCUACCUUGAAUUUGUUUAAAGUCAAAGAUAUAUGUAAAAAUGUUGUUAUUGCAGCCAUUAGCACCACCAAUUUUCCAGAUUCCCUCUAGGCUCACAGCUGAACUUCAGAGCUGGGAGACAAUUGGGGAUUUGGAAGUUCUAUUGGCUGCUAUACCAAAUACAGUAUGCCUAUAAUUUACAUAAUUAUCAGAUGUACUCAAGUGUUUGUAAAUGUCUUUUAUUUUGUGUUUGGACAGUUUGCACUAGCUUUCUAUUUGUGUUAAACCAUGUUUUCUACCUCGACUACAACCCAAUAAAAGAGGAAAAAUCUGC
Messenger RNA from Dicentrarchus labrax (European seabass), 3678 nucleotides. It is a transcript of the gene pcare2, whose product is annotated as photoreceptor cilium actin regulator 2. NCBI's taxonomy places the organism in Eukaryota, Metazoa, Chordata, Actinopteri, Moronidae. Bases 280 to 3066 code for a protein of 928 amino acids. The record is from RefSeq and is a predicted model, not a curated record. The transcript is spliced from 2 exons.